Molecule: messenger RNA, 4311 nt
Organism: Oncorhynchus tshawytscha (Chinook salmon)
Lineage: Eukaryota; Metazoa; Chordata; Actinopteri; Salmoniformes; Salmonidae
Product: histone-lysine N-methyltransferase KMT5B
Exons: 10
Coding region: 259-3303 (1014 amino acids)
Cellular component (GO): nucleus
Molecular function (GO): protein binding; histone H4K20 methyltransferase activity
Source: RefSeq, a predicted model, not a curated record
GGCCGCCAUCUUCAAUUUUAAAUGUUUGUUUUCUCUGACGUUUAAACUAAUGGUAUUUCUAUUUGUUCAGAUCUCCGAUUGCAGGAUGAAUCACGUAAUAGUACAAACGCUUGAAUAACAAAGUCCAGAAUGCAUAGUGCUAAAUUCUUGUCUAUAUCAACAGAAGAUUAAACCAAGCUAGCCUCCCCUCAUCCUCACUCUGCAGAUCUUCAAGCACAGAUUAGAGUAUAUGCGCCUGACUCUGGCGUAAUGAAGUAGAUGGGGGAAUCAAAGAACAUGGUGUUGAAUGGCAGGCGGCAUGGCAGCAGAUUCUCCAGUGAUCUAUCCAUAACCUCGGCCAGGUCGCUGCGACAGAGCAAGGGCUCCUUUAGAAGCAGGAGAUGUAGUCCACGUGUCAGCAGUUCUACCCUAGAGGCAGAGAGACGUCAUACCCCAUCAUCUGGUAUGACUGCAAAAGAGCUCUGUGAGAAUGAUGACUUGACUACAAGCCUUAUUCUGGACCCCUACCUCGGCUUCCAGACCCAUAAGAUGAAUCGGAGGUUUCGACCUGUCAAGGACCGACAUAGACAGUUGAAGGAGGUGCUAGAGUGCUUUAAAAAACAUGACAACCUUGAGAAGGCCUUCCAUGCCUUGACUGCAGGGGACUGGUCAAGACACCACUUUCCGCACAAGACGAAGGCACAGGGCAAACUCUUCAAAGAGCAUGUUUUUGUUUACCUACGAAUGUUUGCAACGAACAGUGGGUUUGAAAUACUUCCUUGCAAUCGUUAUUCCUCUGAGCAGAAUGGAGCCAAAAUUGUAGCAACAAAAGACUGGAAAACCAAUGAUAAGAUAGAAUACCUGGUGGGCUGCAUCGCUGAGCUAUCGCAGAAUGAGGAAAGUGUGUUACUGCGACAUGGAGAAAAUGACUUCAGUGUGAUGUACUCCACCCGCAAGAACUGUGCUCAACUGUGGCUGGGACCUGCAGCCUUCAUCAACCAUGAUUGCAGGCCAAAUUGCAAGUUUGUUUCCACUGGGCGAGAUACAGCUUGUGUCAAGGUUCUUGGGGAUAUUGAACCCGGAGAAGAGAUCUCCUGUUAUUAUGGAGAUGGCUUCUUUGGGGAAAAUAAUGAACUAUGUGAAUGUUACACAUGUGAAAGACGAGGUGCUGGUGCUUUCAAAUCGAAGACUGGACAGCCUACACCCACUCCAAUUAUCAACAGCAUGUAUGGCCUGAGAGAGACAGACAAACGUCUCAAUCGGCUGAAGAAACUAGAAGACAGCAAAUGCUCUGGCAGUCAGUUGGAAGGCUCUAAUAUGGAUCCAGACUCUCAGGAAAAUCAUGACACACAUCCAUCAGUAGGGAGGACAGCCCGCUCUAGUGUGACAAGGCUCAGUGACUCACAAGCUCUAAGCAGGCAAACUCUGUCCAAAAUGCCUAUCCCUACCUCAUCGUUCAAUCAAAGACACUCAAAGAACUCCAACGUGCCAAAGAGGCUAAAAUCAAAGUCCAUAAAGCCUUUGCUCAAGUUAGGAAGAAGGUGUCAGGUAACUGCCCACAAGUGCCCCAUUGAGGUGGAAGCUAUGGCUUUGUGCCUUAAAGACCCCACAGAAUUUGUCAAUAACAGGGUCUCACAAAAGAGAGAAAUGGAUAAGAAAGGGCCCGUGCAAGUGGUGGGAACAAGGGGUGAUCUUGAGCACUAUACUGCGAAGGAAAACCAUCAGAAAUCAGUGAAAGAUGUUAAUAGGUGCCCUGAUGGUUUAGCAUGCACUCACAGAACUCGCAGUUCAACCAGAGCAUCAGUUGGCACACAGGAGUCUGACAACAUUAAACUUGAACCAAACUUGCCACCCAUCCACUGCGGUGUGGUUAGUAAGACCAAGCCUAUGGACCUUGGAGAUUGUGUCACAGACAGUCACUGGAUGAACAGCUCAAGCCUGGAUAUCAGCUGUCCAAAGACUGAGAACUGUCACAGAUAUAAGCAAAUGAUAAAGCAGGAAGAGCACUCUUUCCGACCAGCAUCCCUUCUCAAGGAGGAGGUUUCAGACCUGCACCAUACAGCCUGCACCACAGACAUAGCUGAUGGCAGGAAAGAGCUGCAAGGCCUGCCUGAUGGUCAUGAGCCCUACAACCUGUCUAAGGGAGACAAGCUUCUCCACCUUGGCAAGGGGAAGAAGAAACAGCAGAUUACGCGCUAUGAUUCCCAGCUGAUCCUAGCCAACAACAACUCAGGUGUCCCCAAGUUGACCCUGCGGAGACGAAGGGACAGCAGCAGCAGUAGGAUUGAGCCUGGUGAUGCAGACCCUGUCAAGUCCUCCAGCUCCACAAAGACCAGCAUGAAAUUUGUUAAGGACCAUCAUGCAAAGACCAAGAGGAGUUCUUAUGCAGCCCGACUGAGUAAUGGGACUUUCAGUCCUGUGGACCACAUCCGCUCCUCCAAACAUGGCCUCAGCCCUGUGGACCACAUCCGCUCCUCCAAACAUGGCCUCAGUCCUGUGGACCACAUCCGCUCCUCCAAACAUGGCCUCAGUCCUGUGGACCACAUUCGCUCCUCCAAACAUGGCCUCAGUCCUGUGGACCACAUCCGCUCCUCCAAACAUGGCCUCAGUCCUGUGGACCACAUCCGCUCCUCCAAACAUGGCCUCAGUCCUGUGGACCACAUCCGCUCCUCCAAACAUGGCUUCAAUCCUGUGGAUCACAUCCGCUCCUCCAAACAUGGCCUCAGUCCUGCGGACCACAUCUGCUCCUCCAAACAUGGCCUCCGUCAUGUGGACCACAUCCGCUCUUCCAAACAUGGUCUCGGUCCUGUGGACCACAUCCGCUCCUCCAAACAUGGCCUCGGUCCUGUGGACCACAUCCGCUCUUCCAAACAUGGCCUCAGUCCUGUGGACCACAUCCGCUCCUCCAAACAUGGCCUCAGUCCUGUGGACCACAUCCGCUCCUCCAAACAUGGCCUCAGUCCUGUGGACCACAUCCGCUCCUCCAAACUGCAUAUUCAGCUGCAGCGUGAGCAGGACAGCAGGAGGCUCAGCCAGUAUCACCAUGGUACUGGGCCCUUCACAGGUAUAGUAGAGAGGGAAGCAGGGGAGGUCUUUGGGCCGACUGUAGCAACAUUUGGGAUGCAUGAUGACACAGAGGAAGACUCGUCCUCCUCUGAAGAAGAGGAUGAAGACGACGUCUCUGACUCUGACCAUGAAGAGUUCGACGAUUUCAUUCCACUUCCACCAACAAAACGCCUCCGCCUCAUUGUUGGUAAAGACUCUAUAGAUAUUGAUAUUGCAUCAAGGAGACGUGAAAAUCAGUCACGCACAGUCAAUGCAUGAGCUUUAUGGAUCUUUAUUUGACUAGUUGAUUUAAGUCAACAAAACAAAAAAAAUCCCAUGCUGUUGUAAAAUGUUAACUAUUUUUGUACAUGAUGGAACUUGAUUUGUUAUUCAUAUAGUAGAAUGUGUAUAUUUUACAUAGCAUAUGUGUAGGCCUUUAUUUUUAUAUCUUCAGCUUUAUUUUGUACAAUUGUUAAUUAUAUUUAAAGCCUUUUCUUGUUUGUGGGGUAAACAUGCUAAAUUUUGCUUCACUGACAUUCACAAGAAUGGAACCUUUUGGGAACACACUUGAUGUGCUUUUGUCCGCAUGGCAGUGUAUACAUGCAUAUAAAAUAAUGUGUUUUAUAUAUUGUUUUGAGAGUUUGAAAGGAACAGAAUUGUUUCUUGCUGGAAGUCUGUGAAAAUGUGUUUGACUUCCAGUGAUUCCUGGGAGCUGGUCUGUGACAUUUUUGACCCAUUUUUAAUAAUUCCUUCAUUAAUCAAAAUGUCUUGGUGAUUAUGUAUUAUGUUAACUUUUCAGUUUGUGAAGAGAGAGAUUUUCUUUUUAUUCUAUUCAUUUCACUAAGUCACUCAAUUCUCAAACUGUACCACUUCUCAGUCUCCGUUUUAACAAUCACAAAUUCAUUACAACUUACUUGGUCUGGCAUUGGGAGUGUAGAUAUUCAAACACUUUGAAAAUCAGAUUUUUUUUCUUUGACAUUUUGUUCACCAUUGGUUCAUCUGUAUGACUUUCUGUCUGCUGUGCUUGAAUGAUGUGCAUGUCUCAACUUCUUAAAUGGCUCUAUCGUUUUUUUAUACUAGGUUGAUUUUAAAGUCGGUUGUACAACUUUGGUGGACCUGUCACUGUAUGCUGUCAUUCGUAGGCUACUGUCUGUGGUCUUGAUUAAGCUACACUACAUGGCCAAAAGUUCGUCGAACAUCUCAUUCCAAAAUCAUGGGCAUUAAUAUGGAGUUGGUCCCUCCUUUGCUGCUAUAACAGCCUCCACUCUUCUGGGAAGGCUUUCCACU